Messenger RNA from Gavialis gangeticus (Gharial), 3897 nucleotides. It is a transcript of the gene ANKH, whose product is annotated as ANKH inorganic pyrophosphate transport regulator. Gene Ontology annotation, biological process: phosphate ion transmembrane transport. The record is from RefSeq and is a predicted model, not a curated record. Gene Ontology annotation, molecular function: phosphate transmembrane transporter activity. NCBI's taxonomy places the organism in Eukaryota, Metazoa, Chordata, Crocodylia, Gavialidae. The transcript has 12 exons. Gene Ontology annotation, cellular component: membrane. The coding region runs from base 80 to 1561 and encodes 493 amino acids.
AGCCCGGCACACAGCGCGCAGCGGCCAGGGUGGGUGAACGCGGCUCCGGCUGCUGCUCCCGGCCCCGGCCCCGCGGACCAUGGUGCAGUUCCCGGCGCUCACGAACUACUGGCCGCUUGUGCGCUUCCUCGUGCCCCUCGGCAUCACCAACAUCGCCAUCGACUUCGGCGAGCAGGCAUUGAACAGGGGUAUCGCAGCUGUCAAGGAAGAUGCUGUGGAAAUGUUGGCCAGCUAUGGGCUAGCUUACUCUCUAAUGAAGUUCUUCACGGGUCCAAUGAGUGACUUCAAGAAUGUGGGCCUGGUAUUUGUGAAUAGCAAGCGAGACAGAACCAAAGCUGUUUUGUGUAUGGUUGUAGCUGGUGCUGUGGCUGCUGUAUUUCAUACCUUGAUAGCAUAUAGUGAUUUGGGGUAUUACAUUAUUAACAAGUUGCACCAUGUGGAUGAAUCUGUGGGAAGUAAAACGCGAAGGGCCUUCCUUUAUCUUGCUGCCUUCCCUUUUAUGGAUGCCAUGGCUUGGACCCAUGCUGGCAUUCUCUUGAAACACAAGUACAGUUUCUUGGUGGGAUGUGCCUCCAUCUCAGAUGUCAUAGCUCAGGUUGUUUUUGUAGCCAUUUUGCUCCACAGUCACUUGGAAUGCAGAGAGCCUCUCCUCAUCCCAAUCCUGUCCCUGUACAUGGGAGCACUUGUCCGAUGUACCACCCUCUGCCUGGGUUACUACAGGAAUAUACAUGAUAUUAUUCCCGACAGAAGUGGACCUGAGAUGGGGGGAGAGGCUACAAUAAGGAAGAUGCUGAGUUUCUGGUGGCCUUUGGCAUUAAUUUUGGCAACUCAGCGAAUCAGCAGGCCUAUUGUCAACCUUUUUGUCUCUCGAGACUUGGGUGGCAGCUCUGCAGCCACAGAGGCCGUGGCAAUUCUGACAGCUACAUACCCUGUGGGACAUAUGCCAUAUGGCUGGUUGACAGAACUUAGAGCAGUCUACCCUGCAUUUGACAAGAAUAACCCCAGCAAUAAAAUGGUGAACACCAACAGCACAGUAAGAGCAACACAUAUCAAGAAGUUCACGUUUGUCUGCAUGGCGCUGUCCCUAACGCUCUGUUUCGUGAUGUUUUGGACACCAAAUGUAUCAGAGAAGAUUUUGGUUGACAUCAUUGGUGUGGACUUCGCCUUUGCAGAGCUCUGUGUUGUUCCUUUGCGUAUCUUCUCCUUCUUCCCAGUUCCAGUGACAGUUAGAGCACAUUUGACAGGUUGGCUGAUGACACUGAAGAAGACAUUUGUACUGGCACCCAGCUCAGUUCUGCGGAUUAUCGUCCUCAUCACUAGUCUCAUUGUUCUGCCUUACUUGGGGGUCCACGGAGCCACCCUAGGAGUUGGGUCACUUCUAGCUGGUUUUGUAGGAGAAUCUACCAUGGUUGCAAUAGCAGCUUGCUAUGUCUAUAGAAAACAGAAAAAGAAGCGGAACGAGAAUGAGACAGCUACGGAAGGUGAAGACUCAGCAAUGACUGACAUACCUCAAACAGAGGAAAUGACAGACAUCGUAGAAAUGAGAGAAGAGAAUGAAUAAUUAAAUGGGACAUGACUAUUCUCUGCCAGGACAACUGGAAUGACACUUCAGCAUCUUUUCUUCUCUCAUAUUUUUUUUUGGUUUGUUUUUAUUUUUGUAAUAAAGAGGCCUUGAUUUAAAAGGUUUCAGAUAAAUUAUCUAGCAUACUGAGUAUGCUUACAUUGAUGAGGGACCUAAAGCAAGGUCUCUGCUUUUUUUCCUUUUUAGUUGAAUUUGUUUUCCUGCACCAUGCAAACUCAAAAGAUAUAGCUGCAUUACAGUAGAAGGAGUCUUCCUUACUUACACAUUCAUCACCUUUGGACAAUCUGCAUUUGUCAACCGAAGUCCUGCUGUGUGUCUUUGUGCCAUUCACUCUGUUGCCAUCCUUUCUGCUUUCACCUUUCCUUUUUUUUUUAAAAAAUUAAUGAGUGAUUUAAAAAAAAUGGAAAAUGCAGCUUUAUUUUUCUUGCUUGAAAAUGACUUUGCUACAUAUACAACUGUACCAUGGUGGACUGUUCUGUUUGGUCUCAUCACUGGCUGUUAUACUGUACAUUGUUAUAAAACAAAGUAGGAAGGCAUAAGCCCUAAUUAGGAAAAAGCACAGAGGGGAAAAAAUAAAACACAGGACAAAAAAUCGACGUAUCCUUUGUUAAGUCAUCAGAGAUUAAAGUUUGUUUUUUUAAGUGCAAACAUUUGAGUCAAGUUUCCUAGAAGGCUAGUCCCAGUCUUACAUAUCAUUUCCAUGAGAUACAUUUUCAUUCUCUGUUUCCAGUAAGGGUUAUGCAGCUAGUAGAGUGGUACAAUUGUAUCUAAGGUUCUUUCCUAAGGGAGAAAAAGAAAAACAAAUGAAGCUUUACCAAAGUUCUCAUCUUCUGGUCUGACGAAUGUUCAGUGUAUUAAUUUUCCAGUAUGGUUUGCUCUAUAAUUACUUCUGUGAUAUGUAUUCAGAAAUAUAUGAGCCAGUGCAGUACACUAUGAUAUAAUCCAUUUGAUACCAGUAGCCCUAUCCAAUAUAUGGGGAUUUCACUUUAACAUACUUCCCUAUGUACAGUAGAUCAGUAUGAGUGAAGCUUGAGUACCAAGGACACCACACCGGGGACCUGACUGCAAACCCUGUACCCACUGGAGACUCAUGAGAGAAGUUCUGGGAGAAUCAAAAGGACAGCUCACAUGAGUAAGUGCACGCAUUGUGAACGAGGUAGGCAUUGACAUUUAAGUGGGUAUCAAAGAAAGUAGAAGGUCCUUGAAUGGAUGAUCUGUGUUGGGGGUGAAUUUAGUCCUGCGUGAGAUGUCCCUAAUUAAUAACUUUAUUUAGUAAAGUAUAUUUUUCUAAGUUGUAGAAGUGAAUUAUUAUUUACUUAUGGACAAAUUGAGUUUCUAGAUUAUUUAGCAGGUAGUCCUAACACUUCAAAGAAUUGAUCAAAUCUAAAUAAAAUUAUUAUUUUAAAUAUUAUAUCAAUAUAUGUGUAUAUAUACAUAUGUAUGUGUAUAAAUAUAUAUAUUGUAUAUUAUGUAUAAUUUAUUUUAGGCUACAAUACAUUUCCUAUUUUUCCAAGUUCAGUAAAAAAAAAUCUCUAAUACAAUACAAAAUUUGCUCAUGUAUCAAUAUUACCUGUAGUAAAACGUAUUGUAUAAGUUAAUAUGCAUUUUAUCUGCAAUGUUUGUACUAGAUUUGUUACAUGUACAAAUGCAAUAAGAUAAACAAAUGAAACGCUUCGUCAUGAACAUGAGUUGUGAAAAAUCAGUCUGUUGCUACUGAAAAUGAUGGCACUGGAAGGAUAAAAGAGUAUCUGUGUUUUCAGUGCUACAGCAGGUUCUUCCCACUGUUCCUUACAGUAGCAGAAUAAACUCAGACAAAUCAACUUUGUGCAUGCACAUAUAGAUUUUUGAGAACAGACUCACAGCCAUGUGUAUAUACCCUGUACAUAGAUUAUUGUAUAUCAUAGUGGCCAGUUCGUCUUAUCUAUUGCCAUAAUUUUGCUUUCUCCAGUGCUCCUGUAUUCAAAUUCUCAACAAGCAUUUUUGACAGCAGUAGAGGUAAAAUGAGAAAAUACUUUUAUUGUAAUCUUUUUUUCUGGUACAUGACUAGAAAUUUAAGCAGCAAUAUUUUUUAAUAGUUGUGAGUAUUGAAUAUUUAUUUAGGGUUUAAGCUAAGAAUUCCACUAUUUCAAAAAAGCAACAAUAAAACCCCCAAUAUUUAAAUAGUAAAGCUUUUAGAUUAGGUAGAAGUUUGAGCGAAUAUUAAACACCAAAUUAUUGGUGAUACAAGCGAAAGGUGAAAUUUUAGUUAAAGUGGGGGGAAAUGUUUACUACUUGUUUAUAUGUUGAAUUUGUAAAAUAAAGUACGUGAUCAAGGA